UCCGUCUGUUUCUUAUUACUCCUUAUCAAUAUCAGCCCCGUGCAAACAGAUCGGCAGAACGUAAGCAAGGGAUACUUACUGCGAUUAGAGAGAGCGCGUGUGAGAGUGAGAGAGAGGGGCUGGGAUAGCCAUGAAGUUGCAGGCGGUGAUGGAAAACCUGCAGAGGCAGCAGCGUGCGCGCCUCGAGCUCGAGGCCCGGCAACAGCAGAACGAGCAGCAUCACCAGCAACAGCCCCAGUCCUCGCGUGCGCGCCUUCAGCUCCAGGCCCAACAACAACAGCAGCAGCAGCAAAUUCAAAUGGAGCAGCGCGAGCCUCGCAGGCUAACGGCCGAGUUUUCCAACGACAACAAGAUCCUGGUGAUUGCGCAGCAGAGCAUCGCUGCUCAGCAAACAGCAGCACUGGCCGCCAUGAGAGCAGCGGCAGCCGCCACAGGGACUGACGUUUCAGCCCAACGCGUUCUCGACGAAGGAGACGAAGAGGAACUGGGUAUGGAACGAGGCGAUAGCCCGAGGCUUUCCGAAACCAGCGAGGCCUUAUCUGGGGGAGAUGAAAUGGAUCGAGGAGAAGAAGAGGAAGAGACCGCGGAGCCGCGUUAUCCCGAUCCUUUAGGAUCCGAGGAAGACAUGGCUGCUGAGGAGGAAGAAGAAUUCGAGGAUGAGAUGGCUGAGGAAGGAGGUAGCGGAGUUAAAGAGAGGGGAAUGCACCACUCUGGUGAGGUGCAUCGUUUGCCCGGGCAGCGGCGCCCUAUAACUGGGCUCCCUUGCCAGCCACACCCGCAGAUGCAAGUCCAGGAUCAGGCCGAGUGGACAUAUGAGGAACAGUUUAAACAGCUCUAUGAGCUAGACAAUGAUCCAAGAAGGAAAGAAUUUUUGGAUGACCUUUUCAGUUUCAUGCAGAAGCGAGGAACUCCAGUUAAUCGGAUUCCCAUUAUGGCUAAGCAGGUUUUGGACCUCUAUAUGCUCUACGCACUGGUCACUGAGAAAGGAGGCCUAGUGGAAGUCAUUAAUAAGAAGCUUUGGAGGGAGAUUACCAAAGGUCUCAACCUACCCACCUCUAUCACAAGUGCUGCCUUUACACUCAGAACUCAAUAUAUGAAAUACCUUUAUCCAUAUGAAUGUGAGAAGAGAGGACUGAGCUCUCCAAAUGAACUGCAGGUUGCUAUUGAUAGCAAUCGACGAGAGGGUCGAAGACAUGGCUUUGGAUCACCACUUUAUAGCUAUUCUCCUAGUGGAACGUCAUCAGUGUUAUCCUCCCCAAAAUUGCAAGUGCCUACACUAAAUUUGACAACAACUAAUGGCAGCUCUAUAAAUCAGCUGGUAAAAAUAAAGAAAGAGGAGGAUUCAAUUAUUCCACUGUCUUUGGGAGGUCGUCUACCUGUGUCACUGACUGGUCACCAGGUAGCAGCAGCGCAGGCUGCUGCAGCACAGGCUGUAGUUGCUGCACAAGCUACAGCAUUAGAUCAAUUGAGAGAGAAAUUGGAGUCUGGAGAGCCUCCAGAGAAGAAGAUGGUAGUUGGGGUGGAUGAGCAGCAACGGUUGAUGCAACGUGCUAUCCAACAGAAUCUACUUGCCAUGACAGCUCAGAUACCAAUGAACAUCAGAAUCAACAGUCAAGCAGACCGCCAAGAAUCAGCAUUGAACCUGACAACAAAUGGCAUGAGCAGUAUCAGUAUGUCAGUGGAGAUCAAUGGGGUUGUUUACACAGGUGUUCUGUUUGGUCAAGGACCUGGUAUAUCUGGUGCUUCGAGCAUCAAAGGAAAUAACAAGAAUAACAAUUCUCAGGGUACACCUAGCCUGCCUGUACCUCGCACACCUACCUCCUCCUCAUCACAUACUUCAAACAACUCUUCACCAUGAGGCUGCAGCUGUAAUAAUGCCAACUUCAGCAUAGUGCAUCACCACCAACACUUUAAAAGGAGUUCUCAGGCUUUUAACUCUCAAGGAAAGUAACUUUUGAUGACCAGAGGUUUCAAUUGAAUGGCUAAAAUGGCCAACAGUUAAACAUAAUACAUACUCUGCUUAUAAACUUUCUUGGGUCACUGAAUGAGAUCCAGAA
Hemiscyllium ocellatum (epaulette shark) is the source of this 2057-nucleotide messenger RNA. RefSeq names its product AT-rich interactive domain 3A (gene arid3a). Lineage: Eukaryota; Metazoa; Chordata; Chondrichthyes; Orectolobiformes; Hemiscylliidae. The record is from RefSeq and is a predicted model, not a curated record. Gene Ontology annotation, molecular function: DNA binding. Bases 131 to 1858 code for a protein of 575 amino acids. The transcript is spliced from 7 exons. Gene Ontology annotation, cellular component: nucleus. Gene Ontology annotation, biological process: regulation of transcription by RNA polymerase II.